Messenger RNA from Colletotrichum lupini, 1218 nucleotides. RefSeq lists its product as uncharacterized. The record is from RefSeq and is a predicted model, not a curated record. NCBI's taxonomy places the organism in Eukaryota, Fungi, Ascomycota, Sordariomycetes, Glomerellales, Glomerellaceae. The coding region runs from base 1 to 1218 and encodes 405 amino acids. The transcript has 7 exons.
AUGCGUGCGAUGCAGUUCUCAAUCCGCCGAACAAUCCAGCGGGCCGUCUUGAAGAUUGCAGCAGCUUGCGGCAUUGGCAAAUCGCUUGGAUGCCGUCAAAAAGCCCGCGGCGGCGGUCCCUUUGGCACGCUGGGCCUCGGGUACGUCACCAGCAUUUCCAUAAUUUUCCUGUCUUGCUCGUUUCCGAUUGCUUCCCUACGUGCCUACGGAGUACCAACUCCAACUUACCAAGUACACACCCCUCCCUCCCCUUACAUGUACCCUCGAACCUCAACCCUCAAUCCCUCAUUCCCUCAUCUGCCCGUCCAGACUAAAGACUGGAAGGACGGAGGUGGUCCGUUGAGAUCCAUUUCACUACGAAGAAGGGAUCCUCUCGAUGUAACCACUAACCAAGUCGCAGUUCGUCAAGGGACUUUGUUAGCCGUACGGUCCGUACCAAGAACCGCGCAGAGUCUAUCUGGUUUACCAAGCAGAGAUGAAAGGUUUAACCAAGCGCAUGGUACCUACGUUUUCGUCAUGAGCUGGCCCCUUGAUGGAUGCUUGUGUAACCGAGACCCUCCCCAAAAGACUAAAAAGACCCAACCACAAGGUUCAACCGUUCGAGAGAGGGCAAUGAUGCAGGGUCGCAGGGUUGAUUCCUGUCCCUCAACUCCCCCGGGGGGUGGGGGGAUAAUACAGCCAGCCGAUACGGAGUACAGCCAGCCACUUCGGCCCCCAAAAGGUCUCUGGUACCUACGUCUGUCGAGGCCCAGCUGGGGGUUCUUGCUCACACCGAUUCGAUGCCGCUACUGCGGUGAAGAGAUGUGCGCCCAGAUCUUAGGGAAAAAAGAAGACAUUUCUCCUUCAAAGUUUACACUACCACGACUACCUAGUGUCUUGUACGCCUUUUUCCCUUCCAUCCAUCCAAUCCAUCCAUCCAUCCUCUUGCCCACCCCUGUUCCCUUUCGCCCUGCAAUACGCUCGACCCGACCUAGUCUUCUGCCCUGCCAGCGCGCCAUGCCUUUCUUUGAUACCAGCCUGCCAGGGGGUGCUCUUGCACCCUUAAGGGUCCAAAGGCAAAAAGUCCCUCGAAGGCAUCUCCCUGUACCUACACCGUUCCUGUGUAGCGAGACAACGUCUCUCUUUCUCAAUCUCUCUCUGUCUGCCGCUGCCGCUACCGCUGCUGCUGCUAAGCUGGUCUACCACCCUGGCGGUGGCAGCUCCGAUGGUGUGGUCUAG